CUCACGUCGUCCAGUGUUUGACAAACCUCCUUGGGUUUGACUGUGCGAGCAGAGAACGUGUACGGCGGUAAUGGCUGCCAGGGAGAGUGAGGAAGACAACAAAUGAACCCCAGAGGAAAAGAUUUGAAGGUGAGAAUGAAAAGAUGACAACUUGCAGCACAACAACAGCAGCCUCUUCUUCUACGUUUACACCAUUGUCUUCUUCUGCUGUGGCUACUCGUCUGCUCGGCUCGCAGGUGUGUUUUGAGGGAAUCUGGUUGAAUUCUUGACGGAACACACACACACACACACACACGCACACAUAUAUACAUGCGCGCACACACACAUACGCACACACUGGACAAUACGCUGUCCAAUGACCCAGACGUUAGGACAGUUUAGGAGUCAGAGACUUUUAUGAGGCUUUAAUUUAUACGUCUGCAUCUAGCGUGUAUAUAUGUCGGCUGUGCUGGUGAGAGCUGGACUCUUUGUUAGCUGGUGUUAAACGUGAUUAGCUAACGUUAGCUCACCGACAACAUCGUUAGCUGUCGGCGGCCUGUUAGCCUGUUUGCCAAUCAGCCAAGUGGAUGUCUAAUUAGCCACUUAGCAAGCUGGCUACAGCUCUGUCAACAGAGACAGACAUGUUUCUCAUCACCAAAUCUGACAGUGUCAAGUGUAUUUACUGUCAUCUUUAGUUCAGUUCGGGAAACAGCUGUUUUGCUUAUAGUUUGUUACUGAAAGCAGUACUUCAAUAGUUUGAAUAAGGUUACUUGUAUGUAAUAUGGUGACCCACUCGUCAUUAAUUUAGUCAAGCAGAUAGCAGUAUGUAACAUGUGUAUAUAUAUUAAUCAGUCAAUCGCCAGCAAUAAAUUGACAGCGAUUAAGCUAUUUAUAAAACAUAACAUGAUCUAUUUCCUGCCUUUCAGACGUGAAUAUGUGCUGCUAUUCUCUGUAUUAUAUCAUUGUAACUUAAAUGUCUUUGGGCUUUGUACUUGUCACCUUGCACUAAAUUAUGAAUUGAUUAAUCAUUCAAAUAAUUUAAUCUAAUUAACUAUAAAAAUAACAUCCCCAAUGUAAAGAGGCCAGGCCCCAUCUUCUCUCUCAUCUACUCUUUAAGAAGUACUUAAGUCUCUUCAUCAAGGCUGAAUUUAUUAGAAUACCUGAUUAUAAAAGCACCAGUAUUUGCAGCCUCAGUGCUAUUUUCUGCUCCGACAGGUGUAUCAGGAUUAUGCAACGACACAAUAAGGAUGAGUGACACUGAUGAUGGAGUGAGGACUAGGAUGGUAAGCAGCCAGCCGAAGUACGAGCUGAUCCAGGAGGUGGGGCGUGGCAGUUACGGCGUGGUCUAUGAGGCGGUAGUGAAGCGCACGGGGGCCCGGGUGGCGGUGAAGAAGAUCCGCUGCCACUCUCCGGAGAAUGUGGAGCUGGCACUGCGGGAGUUCUGGGCCCUCAGCAGCAUCCAAAGCCAGCACCCAAACGUCAUCCACCUGGAGGAGUGCAUCCUGCAGCGGGGCCAGCUGGCCCAGAGGAUGAGCCAUGGCUCCAGCUCCCCACUCUACCUGGAGCUGGUGGAGACGUCUCUGAAGGGUGAGAUCACAUUCGACCCGUGCUGUGCCUACUACCUGUGGUUCGUCAUGGACUUCUGCGACGGCGGCGACAUGAACGCCUACCUGCUGUCCCGCAAGCCCAGCCGCAAGACCAACACCAGCUUCAUGCUGCAGCUGGGCAGCGCCCUGGCCUUCCUGCACCGCAACCAGAUCAUCCACCGCGACCUCAAACCGGACAACAUCCUCAUCUCCCAGGCCUGCACGCCGGCCGGCUCGUCCGAGCCCACCCUCAAAGUGGCCGACUUUGGCCUGAGCAAGGUGUGCUCUACCUCCGGGCUCAACCCGGAGGAGCCGGCCAGCAUCAACAAGUGCUUCCUGUCCACGGCAUGCGGAACGGACUUCUACAUGGCCCCGGAGGUCUGGGAGGGCCACUACACGGCCAAAGCGGAUAUCUUCGCCCUGGGGGUGAUCAUCUGGGCCAUGGUGGAGCGCAUCACCUUCGUGGACGUGGAGACUCAGAAGGAGCUGCUGGGGAGCUACGUGCAGCAGGGUUCGGAGAUCGUGCCCUUAGGGGAGGCCCUGUUGGAGAACCCAAAGAUGGAGCUGCUAAUCCCCGCCAGGAAAAAGAGCAUGAACAGCCACAUGAAGCAGCUGAUCAGGGAGAUGCUGUCGGCCAACCCUCAGGAGCGGCCCGACGCCUUUGAACUGGAGCUCCGGCUGGUCCGCAUCGCCUGCAGAGAGCUGGACUGGGACACGUGAUGGCCGAGCACACGGCACCAGAGACAUUGUACACAUCUCAUUAGCUACCGUUAACCUAGAUCACGUAACAGGGGGUUAUCGUUUUUGUUUUUUUUUAACUCGGGAACAAUAAUUAGAAUAGUCAUUGUGUUGGUCAUGGCUUAACUUCAUUGACUGUCCGAACACAUGCAGUCCUCUGCUAGCUGUGUCUUUUAUACUGGAGGGGAGAGGUGUGACACCCACCGUCGCUGCUGCUGCUGCCGCUGCUCCAAGCUGCAGCUUAGUCUCAGGCUAAUCACAUCACAGCUUCCUCUUCCUCCUCACGGAAUCACUCGAGCGUGCUGGAAGAGCUAAAAUGACCCCAGAAGUUCUGGAUUCAAUGAGAAGAGAAAGUCGAAAGUGAAACCGAGACGGUUUGUCUACAAAUGCCAUCCUGGACUCGGUGCUAAUUUGUUCCUAAAUGCAAUAUGAGACAUUAUCCUGUGAUCACUGCAGCGUACAGUUAUCCAAAGGGCCGACAUCAAGACACAAUCACGUCCAUGUGUGUUGAGUGUUGGAAGGCUUUGACAGAACCUUGACUUGCAAACUGAUUUCAGCCGGCAUUCAUCUCUACGUCAAGAUUGUUGUUGGCAUUAAAUGCAGGAAUGCCCUGAAUGCUCAGGUAAAACAUACAGCAUGGUGGUAUUUGUAGACAAACAUCUACUGUCGCUGUUGAGUUUUGCUCAGUAGUCUGAGUGGGGAAAAAACAAAAUUAUCUUUGGUUUGAAGAUAACUUUUUUUUUUUUUUUCUGCAGGCUGCUUUGUUGGUUUUAUGGGCGGGGAACGUUUUAUCAGUUAGUGACCAGCCAGCAGGUGUUUGUGGUCUGAUCUUUCCUCUUUCUGCUCGCUACAGACUUCAAGAUAAGUGGACUGGUCCCAGACACGCCCCCCCCCCCCCCAAACCAGUGUAGCAGAAUGUAUAAGGAUCCAGACAGGUCCCCUUUAUUUCUGUAGAGCAUUCAACACAAAGCGCUUCACACAGUACAUGAGGAAGAGAGCUAUAAUGAUAGUACUGGUUCUUAUUUUCAUAUUAAUAACCAAAAUCAUCUUGGAUAAUCAUCUUUCCACUGUUCCAACAAUCAUCGACCUUAAUUCACUGAGUAAGAUGUGAAAACAUGCUGACUCUACGCGUUGUUUUUCAAGUGUUUGGUAAUCUUUGAAACAUUUGAUCUUUGAUUUAUUUAUUUAUUUUUUCUAAUGAGGGAUAAUCACCAAAAUUUCUGGUGCACCUCUUUUCAAAUAAACCAGUUAAGGUAAUCUGAUUACUUGUAAACAACCUGUCCGAUCGCACUUCUUGCCCCGUUGUUAUCACAGCCGAUAGAAAUAAUGUCCCAAACUGUGAAAACAAAACCAAAGUUGUAAUUUACCAGAAUUAUCCAAACAACCGAGCACACCGGCCUACGUUCAAAAGACUUGGCGGAGUGGCAAAUCUCUAUGUUGCUUAAGGAAAAAUUUAAUUAUCUGAAGGUUGAGCUGCAGCGACAUGAAUAUUUACAUCCGAGUCCAUUUAGACCUGAAUGAGUCUAAAUGAAAGCACUUUUAUUGAGUUGUUUAUAUUUAUUCCUCAUAACUACCUGCUGCAUUGUAGGAGGAGCUCCGUGAGGCUGGACUCGGUGCGAUAAACUGCGUCGGUAUGUGUUUACCGAGCGAACACAAUGUCAGCCAACAGUCUACUUAUGCAUGCGGUGUCUCUCACCUUCAGGGAGGAAGCGAGAGAAGACACCAGUGCACACAAUCCUCCGUGAGCCAGAGGAUCUCUGCUUCUUUUUUUCUUUUCUUUGAGGGGGGGGGGGGGAGAGACAUAAUACUGUUGUGUUUAACUUGAUCUGCUCUCACUGUGUCACUGCUCCUCGUUUCCUUUGGCUCUGGAUCUUACAGUAAUCCCUUUCUUCAUGCUUCCGACAGGCUAAUUCUAAGCCUAUUAAGUUGUUGCAGCACUUGGCAGAGGAUCGUGCUCGGGACCCCUUUUGCCUUUUCAGGUCAUACAUAAUUUGUGCACUUAUACUAAUUUUUACAGGAACAUGUAAAACCAAACAGUCCUGGCUUCUUUGCUCUCAAACUGUAUAGGAAAAUUCAUUUUUUUUUUAUUGAGAUUUGCCUUAUUUCUGAAAUUCACCAGUUUUCUUUGUGACACUGAAGUGGCCUCAUUGAUAUUGCACUCAAACACAGGAUUGGCAGAAGUUGUGCUUGAGGAACGCGCCACGUUUCACCGACUCGGCGGGCGCUUCGAUACGAAUAGCAAUACCACAAAUCAGUAUUACAACCUGUCUCUACUGCAGGGCGUCCAUGCUGCUUUGGACAAUGUUGCGUUCCCUCAAGAAUGUGGUAUUUGUGGUUUUUCUGUUUGCGAGCGGCAAAGUUUGGACCCAAAGUAGGUCACCCUUAUCCGCGGAGCUCUGAGCAGAGAGGAUGAUGGGUAGUCAUGUCCGACCAGAUUUCUUCCUUCCGCCCUUCUAGACAAGAAAGGGGGUGGUUGGCUUCCUGUGUGAGGUUUGAGACGUUUGCCAAACAAAUACUAGGUCUAGGGUAUUUAGAGAUUUCACCCUUUGAUUUGUUGUAUUCCUUUGCACAUGUGUACAUACUGUACAGGAUCGACGGGGGAUGAACAAUGUUGAUGUACAUUUGACUGCUCUGUUUUCAAGAGCCCGACUUUGUUUGUAAAUUGCUGUGAUGGAUUCAAUUUUUUUUCUUCAGCUCUUAAUUCAGCUUUUGGUUCCUUCAUGGAAGAGAUGUGAUAUAUGUUUGCAGGUCAAUACUGUGGGUGUGCUGGUGAUAACUGUGUGUUCUUAAUUUGCCUAUCGUUUGUGAAUUUGUGUAAGCAAAGCUGGUAUACAAAGCCUGGUACCGGACAUGAAUCAAACCUCAGCACGUUAUCGGCCCUGAUCCAGGACCAGCAUACACAGCCCCACCGCACCUUUGAUAUCUGCCUGAACUCAGCUGAGAAGUAAAGUGUAGUAUGGAUUUAGGACAGCCGUAGUAUCAUUUGCUUUUAGUAUGAAACUGCUGCACUAUACUUUAAUGAUAUAUGGAACAUACUGAACACAGUUGGUGUGCAGCAUGGAAUUGAGAGGCAGCUUACCCAGUAAACGUUUUUCAGUAAUAUUGCUUUAACAAUUUAUGGCCACCAGUGGAAGACAGCUGCCGCCAUUUUUUUUCGUUUUUACAGCCUUUUCUUGGUGCAGAGAAAAUCAAGUUUUUGUUUCUUUGAACCAGUGUAAACUAAUUUCCCCAUCUUGUCGGUUACUAAGAAGAUUGCCGAUCAUUCAGUGAGAUCAGAUGGUCAACAUUCCUCCUCUAAUCAACUUUAUGGGCCACUCAGCCUCUGAGAUAUCUUAAUUUCCAGGAGAUAGACGCAGGACUGUGAUGCCCAAUACGAGUCCUGGAUCAGGGCUACUCCCACCAUAAAAUAAUUAAUGUGUUAGAUGAACACCACCUGGAGUCAUGCCAGACAAUAAAUCGGUCAACGUCUUCUUACACUCUUUUGUAUUAACAAUCUUUGCUCUUAUGUCAUUGUAACAUAUUUUGAAGAGAUUAAAUGAAGUUUAUCAAAAGUGGUGUGAAUACCUGUCGGUCACUGUUGGAAUUGAUUUUUAAUAAAAAUUGGAUUCAAAUAAUAAUUGAA
Anarrhichthys ocellatus (wolf-eel) is the source of this 5925-nucleotide messenger RNA. It is a transcript of the gene pdik1l, whose product is annotated as PDLIM1 interacting kinase 1 like. The coding region runs from base 1227 to 2285 and encodes 352 amino acids. Gene Ontology annotation, biological process: protein phosphorylation; negative regulation of G2/MI transition of meiotic cell cycle. Gene Ontology annotation, molecular function: ATP binding; protein kinase activity. Gene Ontology annotation, cellular component: cytoplasm; nucleus. The record is from RefSeq and is a predicted model, not a curated record. NCBI's taxonomy places the organism in Eukaryota, Metazoa, Chordata, Actinopteri, Perciformes, Anarhichadidae. The transcript has 3 exons.